Messenger RNA from Betta splendens (Siamese fighting fish), 4519 nucleotides. RefSeq names its product calcium/calmodulin-dependent serine protein kinase a (gene caska). Gene Ontology annotation, biological process: regulation of neurotransmitter secretion; protein phosphorylation. The record is from RefSeq and is a predicted model, not a curated record. The transcript has 29 exons. Gene Ontology annotation, molecular function: ATP binding; protein kinase activity; signaling receptor binding. Gene Ontology annotation, cellular component: basolateral plasma membrane; cell-cell junction; plasma membrane. Lineage: Eukaryota; Metazoa; Chordata; Actinopteri; Anabantiformes; Osphronemidae. The coding region runs from base 805 to 3678 and encodes 957 amino acids.
GGAAACUGUGGUUUUACUAUAGACUUUAUGGCGCCGCCAGUCCGCCAUUUUGGCUCAAAUCCUAAACGUCUCCAAGGGGGAUCCUGGGUAACGGCGAGGCGCCAAAAUGGAGAGAAACGACGCAGUUUCGCCACCCGCGUGUGGGAGGAGCUUGGUUUUCUGGAAGCUCCUUGGAGCCGAACGUCCGGGUGCGCGAGGCGACGGUUGGGGGGAAUAAAUCCCAAACCAACGGCUGGAAAGUGAUCCCGAACAGCGGGAAAGAGGCAGCAAGAGUAACUACGGACACUUGGACUGCGUCGUCGGCUAGACGUUAGGGGGACUCCAUGGAUCCCUGAACAACACGAAAGUGCACGCAGCGUCAGUUCGGGAUGUGAAGAUCAGCGCAGCCCACCUGGAGCCGAGCCGGAACCGUCUGGAGCCCGCCGGCUGCUGGAGCCUUCACCCCGUGCCCGCAGCAGCGGUACCGUGGCUCGGGCGGCUCGUCGGCUGCGACGCGUGUUUGACAGCCGACCGUUGGCUUUUGAGAAAGCGGGAGCCCGCGGGGAGAGGCGGGGUCGAACCGGAGGACUCUCCCGUGCUCUCGCUCUCGGCGACGCGGCGCUUCGGAGGCGGGCGGACCGCUGGGAUUUAGCUGGAAGCUGUCCUGGGAACUCUUCGCGGACGCUCCGCUGACGCUGCGGGCGCUGGUGUCGGGUUUCCCCGUCACUCGGUCAGUCGCUUGUGGCCUCCGCUCGCACCGUCUGCUGGGAAACGCAACCAGGACGCGCGUUUUGGGGCAUAAUUGUCCCCAGCCGGGGUCGGACUAUGGCGGACGACGACAUCCUCUUUGAAGACGUGUACGAGCUCUGCGAGGUCAUUGGCAAGGGACCCUUCAGCGUCGUCAGGCGAUGCAUCAACAGAGACACGGGGCAGCAGUUCGCUGUCAAGAUUGUGGACGUGGCCCAGUUCACCUCCAGCCCUGGACUCAGCACAGAGGAUCUGAAGAGGGAGGCCAGCAUCUGCCACAUGCUGAAACACCCCCACAUUGUGGAGCUGCUGGAGACGUAUAGCUCGGACGGGAUGCUCUACAUGGUUUUUGAGUUCAUGGACGGGGCAGACCUGUGUUUUGAGAUCGUGAAGAGGGCAGAUGCUGGCUUUGUCUACAGUGAAGCAGUGGCCAGUCACUACAUGAGGCAGAUCCUGGAGGCGCUGCGCUACUGCCACGACAACAACGUCAUCCACAGAGACGUCAAGCCUCACUGCGUCCUGCUGGCGUCCAAGGAGAACUCUGCUCCCGUGAAGCUCGGAGGGUUCGGCGUGGCCAUCCAGCUGGGCGAGUCGGGCCUGGUGGCAGGAGGACGGGUUGGAACGCCCCACUUCAUGGCGCCAGAGGUGGUGAAGAGGGAGCCGUACGGCAAACCGGUGGACGUGUGGGGCUGUGGCGUCAUCCUCUUCAUCCUCCUCUCAGGCUGCCUGCCUUUCUACGGCACCAAGGAGCGGCUGUUCGAGGCCAUCUGCAAGGGCAAGUACAAGAUGAACCCGCGCCAGUGGAGCCAGAUCUCUGAGAGCGCCAAGGACCUGGUGAGACGCAUGCUGAUGCUGGACCCCGCUGAGAGGAUCACGGUCUACGAGGCUCUGAACCACCCCUGGCUCAAGGAACGGGACCGUUACGCCUACAAGAUCCACCUGCCGGAGACCGUGGAGCAGCUGAGGAAGUUCAACGCCAGGAGGAAGCUGAAGGGCGCCGUGCUGGCUGCCGUGUCCAGCCACAAGUUUAACUCCUUCUACGGAGACCCCCCCGAGGAGCUGCACGACUUCUCCGAGGACCCCAGCUCCUCAGGACUGCUGGCGGCAGAACGAGCUGUGUCGCAGGUGUUGGACAGUUUGGAGGAGAUCCACGCUCUGACAGACUGCAGUGAGAAGGACCUAGAUUUCCUCCACAGUGUUUUCCAGGACCAGCAUCUCCACACGCUGCUCGAUCUCUACGAUAAGAUCAACACCAAGUCUUCGCCUCAGAUCAGAAACCCUCCCAGUGAUGCGGUGCAGAGAGCCAAAGAGAAUUCCUCCCAAGAAGAAGCAAGUGGCGCUUUGAAACAUCUGGAAUAUGUACUGGAAGAAAUCUCCUGCUACCCAGAAAACCACGAAGCUAAAGAACUCAGGCGGAUUCUGACCCAGCCGCAUUUCAUGGCGCUGCUGCAGACCCACGACGUGGUCGCCCACGAGGUUUACAGUGACGAGGCUCUGAGGGUCACGCCUCCACCCACCUCGCCCUACCUGAACGGAGACUCGCCUGAGAGCACCAACGGAGACGUGGACCUGGAGAACGUCACCAGAGUGCGUCUGGUCCAGUUCCAGAAGAACACGGACGAGCCCAUGGGCAUCACACUGAAGAUGAACGACUCCAGCCACUGCAUCGUAGCAAGGAUAAUGCACGGCGGGAUGAUCCACAGACAAGGAACGCUGCACGUGGGAGACGAGAUCAGGGAGAUCAACGGUAUCAGCGUGGCCAAUCAGACCGUGGAGCAGCUGCAGAGGAUGCUGAGAGAGAUGCGCGGCAGCAUCACCUUUAAAAUCGUGCCAAGUUACCGGUCGCAGGGUUCCUCGUGUGAGAAGGACUCCCCCAUCGCCUCCAGACAGUCUCCUGCCAACGGCCACUCCAGCGUUAACAGCUCCGUCUUGGACCUGCCGUCCACCAUCCAGCCCAAAGGUCGACAGAUUGUAUCCAGGAAUCCAGCAAUCAAGGACCAAAUGGCUGUUAAGAUAUACGUACGGGCCCAGUUUGAAUACGACCCCUGCAAAGAUGAACUCAUCCCUUGCAAAGAAGCCGGCGUUCGCUUCCGCGUGGGCGACAUCAUCCAGAUCAUCUCAAAGGACGACCACAACUGGUGGCAGGGCAAGUUGGAGAACACGAAGAACGGCACCGCGGGGCUCAUCCCGUCGCCAGAGCUGCAGGAGUGGCGGGUGGCGUGUAUGGCCAUGGAGAAGACCAAGCAGGAGCAGCAGGCCAGCUGCACCUGGUUCGGCAAGAAGAAGAAGCAGUACAAGGACAAGUACUUGGCAAAGCACAACGCAGUGUUCGACCAACUAGACCUCGUCACAUAUGAAGAGGUUGUGAAGCUUCCUGCGUUCAAGAGGAAAACGCUGGUGUUGUUAGGAGCCCACGGCGUCGGCAGGAGGCACAUUAAGAACACGCUCAUCACCAAACACCCCGACAGAUUCGCGUAUCCCAUCCCACACACGACCCGGCUCCCCAAGAAGGACGAGGAGAACGGCAAGAACUACUACUUCGUUUCCCACGACCAGAUGAUGCAGGACAUCAGCAACAACGAGUACCUGGAGUACGGCAGCCACGAGGACGCCAUGUACGGGACGCGGCUGGAGACCAUCCGCAAGAUCCACCAGCAGGGACUCGUAGCCAUUCUGGACGUGGAACCUCAGGCCCUGAAGAUCCUACGGACGGCAGAGUUCGCCCCCUACGUGGUCUUUAUCGCUGCCCCGACCGUCACGCCAGGCAUCAGCGAGGACGAGUCUCUGCAGCGGCUGCAGAAGGAGUCUGAGAUCCUGCAGAAAACCUACGCCCACUACUUUGACCAAACCAUCAUCAACAACGAGAUCGACGAGACCAUCAGGCACCUGGAGGAGGCCAUGGACCUGGUGUGCACCACCAGCCAGUGGGUUCCUGUGUCCUGGGUCUACUGAGCUUCUCUCCUCUCAUCCGUGCUCUCUCCCAGAAGCCUCAGCCAAACUCCCAUCAUUCCCCUCUGCAAAACAAAGGCAAGUCAAGCCGAGCCGACGGAGGACUCCACGCGGUCCUGGAUCCUCAGCGUCCCGUGAGGCGACCACGGCCUCACUGGAAGCCAGUGGCCCCUACAACCUCCUCAUAGUGUUGUAAACUAAAGUGAAUAUCGUCAUGUCUGUAAUAGCUAGGAGGCAACAUUUAGUAGAUGUUUGUUUUAAAGAGACAGUACUUUGCCUCUUCCACCUUCACCUGGUUGACAUGUUGUAAAGCAUCUGUAGAACGUCGCCGUCGCUGGGUUUGUGAAGUAAAAGCACACGAAUGCAGGGCGACGUCUUCAGGGUGGAUCACGGCUCCCAUCAGGCACUGGUUCCUUCUGUUCUAGGCUGUAACGCUCCGACUGGCCCCUGCUCCUCACGUGUAUAUGCGCCUUCCUUCCUGCCAGGUACUGUCUCUUCUAAAUGACUCCGUAAAUGUUUAGAGAUCUGAAUGAGGUUUUCAUGCAUGUGGACAUUUGCAAGCUUCCAUGCUGUCAGUCAGUGUUCCCUGUGUAAACCUCCAACAAGAAGACAAAAUCUAUAUUAAGAAACAUUCCAGCUGUUUGAAGACUGAACUCAGCCAAGAGAAGCAAGACGGGGCCAGAAGCCUCCAACAGAACGGAGCCGGACGUUGACUUGACACCUAUGCACAUCCCUUGCAUUUCGGGUGACAUUUCUAAACCACAGGUUUAUAAAAAGAAAACCAACCGUGUAGUGACAUGUGUUUGUAAAUACGAAAUCAAAUAAAAGUCUUGAUUUUUCUCUU